Messenger RNA from Trichoderma aggressivum f. europaeum, 1848 nucleotides. RefSeq lists its product as uncharacterized. The transcript has 4 exons. Bases 1 to 1848 code for a protein of 615 amino acids. NCBI's taxonomy places the organism in Eukaryota, Fungi, Ascomycota, Sordariomycetes, Hypocreales, Hypocreaceae. The record is from RefSeq and is a predicted model, not a curated record.
AUGUUGUCUGCGGUCACUUCCUUUGACGGUCCAGUCAUCCGCUACUGGCGCCGCCAGCAGCUUCUCCAUACUCGGGGCAAGUACUCCUGUAUACCGCGCGCGCAACAAGAGACACGGCCGGCGCCAACCAACAAGGUCACCAGCACCAGCACCAGCACCAGCACCAGCACCUUGAAGGUACGCACACACUUACGAGUUGCAAGGAAGGGAGCCCGUCAUCCUCCUCAUCUUCAACCCUCAACCCUCAACCCUCAACCAUCACCAUCACCGACGGCGAUCGGUCUUUGGUCUCUCUUCCGCGGUCGCUGGACUGUCGCGUUGGCUGCUGAACAAGGGCCUCGGCACUGCUGCGAUUCGGCAUUCGCGCAUGAACCCGACCAUCUCGUCGCCACUACAGCACAAGCACAGGCUUACACCGGCUUGACACGACUGCAUUUAUUUACAUACCCAUCGCCCACCAUGGCCGACCUGAUCGACCCGACGGCAAAGGGCAACUAUCCCAUCAUCCUCGGCGAUGGCUUGCUGGGCAAAACAUCCAACGAGAUCUUCACUGGCAUUCGCUAUAACCACAAGCCGUCCUUCCCCGCGUCCGACGCACGAUUAAAACCCUCUCUUCCCGGAAAGACGAGCUCCUACGACUUGAACUUUUCCAACUCGGACGGCACAGUCGGGUUUGCCGGAACGCGCUCGACCGACGACGACGACUAUGUCUUGUGGUUUGACCCCGAGCGCAAGGCGUUUAUCCUUGACAAGGUCGACUCGACGUUUAACAUGAAUCUCACGCGUAUCCCGGGAAAUAGCAACCCGGAGGAACUGCGGCGGCGAUAUCCUCACCUGGAGAACGGCCAAAAGGUGGGAGACAAGAAGAGCGCAGCAGGCAAGGACAGGCUCAAGUCGACGCCAAAGGCCGAUGAGAAGAGCAUCACCGUCCAGACCAAGGAGAUGCAGAAAAAGUUUGACAAGAAGCACCUUGACAAGAAGUCUUCCGACAAGGUGUUUCUCGAGAAGAAACCCCUGGUGGAGAAGAAACCCAUCGACAAGAAACCGCUGCUCGACAAGAAGGCCGCCGUCGACAAGAAACCCGCCGUCGACAAGAAGUCCGCCGUCGACAAGAAGCUGACGGAUAGAAAACCGACGGAUAGAAAGCCGACGGAUACAGACAAGCGUACGCCGGAGAAGAACCAGACGGAGAAGAAAUCAUCAGUAGACAAAAGACCGACUGAGAAGAAAUCGUCGUUGGAGAAGAAGAUGUUUGAGAAGAAACAGUUGGGAAAGCCGCUUCCCAAGAAGAUUGACCUUAAACUUCCCGUGCCGGAACCGCCCAAGCCAUCAGAGCCCAAGCCUCGAAAGAAGAAGGACGAGGAUGAGGACGAGGAAGACGAAGACGAUGAUGGUGAUCUUCUCAUCGAAUACCCGGGCGCAGAGGCCCCGGCUAGACAGACUCAUUUCUCGCCGGCCUUCCCUGCCCCUCGGCGCUUCGAUGACUUCAUGGACCAGCGUGAAUCCGAAGUGGAGGAGGAAGAAGAGGAAGAAGAAGAAGCAGCAGCAGAAGAAGAAGAGGAUGGUACGAUGGAUGAUGUUGAUUUUAAGCUUCCUAGCCCGGUGAAGCAUGCUAGCCAGAGCCAUUCAGAGCCCAUGGAAAUAGAUGAAGAGGAGGAAGAGGGAGAAGAGGAUGGGGAUGCAGAAGCAGGAGGGGCCAACGAUGCUGCCGAUUUGGAAUAUGACUUGGAACAAGAACUGGAGAAUGCGUUUGAAAAGUUGGAUAACAACGAUCAAGACAACGGCUACUAUUACAGCAACAACAAUGCCAACGACGAUGACGAAAGCGAAAUUAGUGAGGAAGAUUAG